UGUACGUGCAAAUACGUGAUUCGCCAAUCGUGUGCGUGUAAGCCGCGUCUUUCUUCUGGCAGCACUGAUUUGCGGGACUGUGCAAGACUAGCGAAAUCAGGCGAUCAGAUAACAAGUUUCGAAGAAGUCUUCGAAGGAAUAAAGUAUCACAAGAAUUAUCUAAAUAAGCAGAGAGAAUGCCUCUAGAAGGUGAAGAAGAGUCUGAAUCCAAUAUGUAUAAUUUAGUGCACCAAUUUCUGCAUCAGCAGUACCAACAUCAAAAACUACAACAUGAGCAACAGUUACUGAUGCAACAACUUCUGCAGCAAUUGAUUCAACAGGAACAACAACAACAAGAGUCGCAAGAACAGGAGCUACAACAAACAGUUCAGGAACCGCAAUUAGAAAAAGAAGUGUCUGAGGAAACAGGAACAAUGCUGUUAAAAAAUAAGGAAAAGUUCAUGUCCGAUAUUUACAAUUUAGUGCAGCAGCUGCUGCUAAUACAGCAGAAACAGCAAGAGGUACAAGAACAACAGAUAUUACUGCUGCAACAAUUGUUUCAGCAGAAACAACAACAGGAACUGCAACAACAGCAGUUACAACAACAGCAGUUACAACAACAGCAGUUACAACAACAGCAGCAACAGGAGUUAUUACCAAAGUUUCAGGGACCGCAAAUAAAAAAUUUUAAUCAAAGAGGCAAAGGUGGUGGGCGUUCGCGGGCUCGCUGGUACAGACGGAGGGGCCUUUAUAAUAGAAGCUUCCACAGUAUAACCAAUAUAACUAUAAUGAAAUAAGAGAAAGAUCAAAGAGUUCAAGAAACUAUC
Camponotus floridanus (Florida carpenter ant) is the source of this 806-nucleotide messenger RNA. RefSeq names its product serum response factor homolog A-like. The record is from RefSeq and is a predicted model, not a curated record. Lineage: Eukaryota; Metazoa; Arthropoda; Insecta; Hymenoptera; Formicidae. The transcript is spliced from 4 exons. The coding region runs from base 177 to 776 and encodes 199 amino acids.